ACGUAUCAGUCAUGAAAAGAACGGUCAAGAAUGUUCGUAGGGUUGGUAGAUAAUGUAUGCGUUGGUAAUGUGUUUCCUUUUCCGGAUAGUGUGUUGUGUGCGAGGCAAGGGUAAACAUUAAUAUGGCGGAAGUCGAAACAUACGAGGAAGAGGUUUUACCAGUUGAAUCUGAGGCCACGUUGGCUGUAGCACAACCUGCAGAGUUACCGGAAAUCAAGUUGUUCGGCCGUUGGAGCUGUGAUGAUGUGCAGGUGUCAGAUAUGUCCCUUCAGGAUUACAUUGCAGUGAAGGAGAAGAAUGCAAAGUACCUGCCACAUUCUGCGGGCCGAUAUGCCGCCAAACGGUUCCGUAAGGCACAGUGUCCCAUCGUUGAACGACUCACAAAUUCAUUGAUGAUGCAUGGUCGCAACAAUGGAAAGAAACUUAUGGCUGUUCGCAUUGUAAAACAUGCCUUUGAAAUCAUUCACUUACUGACAGGAGAGAAUCCAUUGCAAGUUUUGGUGUCCGCAAUUAUCAACUCUGGACCCAGGGAAGACUCGACACGCAUCGGUCGUGCCGGUACUGUCAGGCGACAGGCUGUGGAUGUGUCACCACUGCGACGAGUUAAUCAGGCCAUCUGGUUGCUGUGCACUGGUGCUCGAGAAGCGGCCUUCAGAAACAUCAAAACGAUUGCAGAAUGCGUGGCAGAUGAACUCAUCAAUGCUGCUAAGGGAUCGUCAAAUUCAUAUGCAAUUAAGAAGAAGGAUGAAUUGGAACGUGUUGCCAAGUCCAACCGUUAAUAGCUUUUUCAUUAUGUUGCUAUUAAGGUGUCAAUAAAGUAUAACACAAACUGUGUAUUACCUCA
Molecule: messenger RNA, 844 nt
Organism: Cryptotermes secundus
Lineage: Eukaryota; Metazoa; Arthropoda; Insecta; Blattodea; Kalotermitidae
Product: 40S ribosomal protein S5
Exons: 6
Coding region: 123-779 (218 amino acids)
Biological process (GO): ribosomal small subunit assembly; translation
Cellular component (GO): cytosolic small ribosomal subunit; ribosome
Molecular function (GO): mRNA binding; rRNA binding; structural constituent of ribosome
Source: RefSeq, a predicted model, not a curated record